AUGGGCCAAUUGCUAUCUCAUCCCAUUGAAGAAAAGGAGCUAGAUUAUAAGGUAUACUCCCAAUUAUCCUAUUGUAUAGGCUCAAUGCAAGGGUAUAGGAUGUCAAUGGAAGAUGCACAUGAUACGAAGAUUAAUGAAGAUGAGUCUAUUGCGGUAUUUGGAGUGUUUGACGGGCACGGAGGAAAACAGUGCUCUCAAUACUUGGCCGAGCAUUUAAUCAAGUAUAUUUUUAAACAAUUGGUACACGAGCGAGAUAGGAUGUUGCAUAAUCAAAAGUGUUUUGAUAAUCAACAAGUUAUGCGAUUAUUGAAACACGCAUAUUUCAAGAUAGACCACGAUUUGUCCAAUUACAGCAAUUUCAUCAAUUGUGGUUCGACUGGGAUAACGCUUGUGAUCAUCAACAACAAAUUAUAUGUGGCAAACACGGGGGAUUCGCGAUGUAUCAUCUCAAUAGAAGGGGGGUUGGCAAAGACACUAUCACAUGACCAAAAGCCAAACAUUAUUGGAGAAAGGGUAAGGGUGGAAAAUAGCAACGGAUAUAUUGUCAAUAAUAGGGUCAAUGAAAUACUAGCUUUGAGUAGAGCUUUUGGAGAUUUCAAGUUCAAGGUGCCUUACUUGACGGAGACUAACAAUCGGUACUUCAUCCAAAACAUAGAGCAGCUAGUGAAUGAGUCUAAUCAGACCAAGAAUGAUACGGCAGAAAAGGUCACGGCAGGCGAUCACGAGUAUAUACAAAUCCCACCAGAGUCAUUUCAAGUCACUGUGGAGCCAGAUAUACUCAUUUAUGACAUGAACGAACUCAACCAGCCGGAAUUUAUAAUUAUGGCAUGUGACGGAAUAUGGGAUUGUUUUAAAAACGGUCAAUUGGUCAAGAUCAUUAGAGAUAAAUUGGUAUUGGGAUGGAAAUUGAACAAGAUAGUAGAGUGCAUCCUCAACGAUACCUUGGCCAUGGCCAACAAUUAUACGGGGACCGGGUUUGACAAUAUGACGCUUGUUAUCAUUGCUUUACAUGGAGGCGGACUGCAAGUGGAUAACAUGGAUGAGUGGUAUCAGAGGAUGAUUGAUAAAAUCGAAAAAGAGAAAAGGUUGCGCUAG
Molecule: messenger RNA, 1095 nt
Organism: Lodderomyces oxycetoniae
Lineage: Eukaryota; Fungi; Ascomycota; Pichiomycetes; Serinales; Debaryomycetaceae
Gene: PTC4
Product: type 2C protein phosphatase
Exons: 1
Coding region: 1-1095 (364 amino acids)
Biological process (GO): protein dephosphorylation
Molecular function (GO): cation binding; protein serine/threonine phosphatase activity
Source: RefSeq, a predicted model, not a curated record